This is a messenger RNA of Mus musculus (house mouse), 8849 nucleotides long. RefSeq names its product adenylate cyclase 10 (gene Adcy10). The coding region runs from base 3849 to 8693 and encodes 1614 amino acids. Gene Ontology annotation, molecular function: adenylate cyclase activity; magnesium ion binding. The transcript has 34 exons. Lineage: Eukaryota; Metazoa; Chordata; Mammalia; Rodentia; Muridae. The record is from RefSeq and is a predicted model, not a curated record. Gene Ontology annotation, biological process: spermatogenesis; cyclic nucleotide biosynthetic process; intracellular signal transduction. Gene Ontology annotation, cellular component: nucleus; perinuclear region of cytoplasm; cytoskeleton.
CUCCAACUCUCCUCUUGUGACUCAGUCUCUCAAGUGUGGAGAUUACAGAAAUGUGCUCUCAUUCCCAGCUUGAGAUAAUGUUAACACAGCCUGAUUCAUAAAAGAGUGUUCAUCUUUAAUUACUUUAGUAACUAAUAUAAUACAGCACAAAAAGCUUUAGAGUCCAUCUACCCUGACCUUACAUCUUAGUUCUAUGAUUUAUAAGCUGGGGCUUUGGGUAAAAUAAGUGCUUUGCAGAGACUUGCAACCUAACUAGGUUUUCUGUAUAUGCUUGUAACCUUUGUCUCCAGGAUCUAGGAGACUCUGGGCAUAGAUUACUCUAUACUGGAAAAUUAUCUUUCGAUUGAUUUUGCCUUAAUUUUGAAGUACUAAACUAAAACUAUUAGUAAAACAAGACUUCAUUAGCACUGUAGCCAGGUGAGUCAGCAAAGCAAGGUAUUUCAGUAUUUGAAGAAAUGAGAGACUGUUUCGGUAGGUUAAAUCCAGGAUUUGUGCAUGGGAAACACACACUGUAACACCGAGCUACACACCAACCGAAGGACCUUUAAAAUCAUACUAUACAACAGGGUUAGAGAAAUAGCCCAGCAGUUAAGAGCACUCACUGUUCCUACAGAGUUAAGUACCUGUGAUCCACAUUGCUACUCACAACCAUCUAUAACUCCAGUUCCAGGGGUCCAUAGCCUUCCAGCCUCUCCAGGCACAGCCACUCUGGGUGCACUUAUUUAUAUACAGGCAAAACACUUGUCCCUCAUAAUCUGUCUUUGAGGAGGAAAGACUAGAGAAUUUGGUAUGGGCAAAUUGAAACGCUUUUGAACACUCCUAUUAUUACUACUUUUCACAAGGCAUAUUUAUCUGUUUGCCAUAUGAGUACAUGUGUUUCCAAGAGUAAACAUUUAGAAAAAAAGCAUGAACUAAGGUACUAAGAUAAAACAAAUUAGUAAAAUGUACAUAUUAGCCAGAUAUGGUGCUACACAGCUGUAAUCCCAACAUGGGGAAGAUCAGAUCGUUUUUUAGUACCUUGUAAGUUUAAAGCCAUCCUGAAAGAAAGAGUAUUUCUUGUAUAGAGUCUCUCCCAUGUUGGUUCACAAGAUUUAACUGAAGCCAGAAGUGAGAGCACUCUAUUAAUCCCAGCUAUAGGGAAGCACUCAGUCCUGAACUCUAGACCUGCAUGAACAAUACAGCAAGACUUCCCGGGGAAGUGUGUGUGGGCUGGGGAAGGCAGGAGGUAUGUUGAUACAUACCUGUAAUUUACACACUUGUGAUGGGUGGAGGCAUGAAGUUCAGGAGUUCAAGGCUCAGUUAUAUGAAACACUGUCUCAAAAAAACAAAAUAAUAGGCUGGGUAGUGAUAGUGCACACCUUUAAUCCCAGCACACAGAGGCAGAGGCAGGUGGAUUUCUGAGUUUGAGGCCAGCCUGGUCUACAGAGUGAGUUCCAGUACAGCCAGGGCUACACAGAGAAACCCUGUCUCGAAAAAAAAAAAAAGAAAAAACCCUAUACUCUUAAAUACUUACAGGAGUUGCUUUACUAGCAGUCUCUCAUUGUAGAUCCUGAACUCCCUAAGAGUAACUUCCACAGUGGCACAAGUCAGUAUAGAUGAAUUCUGUGUCAAGCUUUUCUAUCAAGUCCUUAUUGACAGCUUUGUAAGUUUUUUUCAGUGCCACUGAGAUUCCAACUCAACUGUGCCACAUUGACUUGCGAAUCUCUUCCUCUGAGAUUUAAAGUUGAUUAAAAGUAAUAGCACUGGCUAAUGGAGUUAUAAAGAUUCACUGAAAUGACAUUUUAGCACCGUGUCUGGCUCAUGCCACCUACCUAAUGUAAGAAAGUUCAGGAAAUGCUAUUUGGUUAGAAAUAGAUCCAAGAAUCCUUUUUUUAGACUCAAGAAUUUUUUAAUAUACCUUUGAAUUUUUCUGUGGUUUAGCAUCCAUCUCAAGGGAAUACUGAUAGAAGGUACAGCAAUACUGCUUGGUUUUUUUUUUUUUUUUUAGAGUAAGCAGAUUUUUUCUUUUUAAGUUGUUAAGAUGAUAAUGGAAGGUUAAAUGUUAACAAAGAUUCCUCGAAGCUCCAAAUCUCUUUAAAGCAAAAGUCAAUGCCAGAGCUUCUUUGUGUAGCCAAAUGGGAAAAGCAGCUCUAACAUUUACCAACUGAAAGGUCUGUUUAAUUAGAUUCACCCUGAGACUGGAUUCAGUAGCAUACGCAUAAUUAAACCCCCCUCCCUUAAAAUGUGUGUUUUUACAUUUUGGAAUACAGUAAAUUUAAUUACUAGAAUUGGCUAUAAGAAUAUUCACAUAUAUUUUCAGUUUUUUGUUUAAGUUUUAAAUAUAUGCCCUGUCUUAGGGUUUCUGUUGCUGCCAUGAAACACCAAAAGCAGAGUUGGGGAAGAAAGGGUUUGACCUCGCACUUCGAUAUUCCACAUCAUAGUCUAUCAUUGAAGUUGGGACUCAAACAGGGCAGGAGCCUGGAGGCAGGAGCUGAUGCAGGGCCAUGGGGCUGCAUUCUCUCCUGCUCAACCUUCUUUCCUAUAGCACUCAGGACCACCUGUCGAAGGGUGGGCCCACCACAGCAGCUGAGUCCACCCACAUCAAUCUCUAAGAAAAGGCCUCACAAGCUCACCUACACCCCAGCCAAAUAGAGGCCUUCUCUCAGCUGAGGCUCCCACCUCUGAUGACUCUACCUUGUGUCAAGUUGGCAUAAAACUAGCCAGGACAGCUCCUUUAAAACAUACUUUGACAGUGUCCCACUGGAUUGUGAAAACUUAAAUUCUUACUCAUAAGGCCUCAGAUUUUAACUGACCUUUGCGUAAAUUUAUAAGUAGACACAUUAAAACCAGACGUAUAUUCAAAAACAGAUGUAUAAUUUGUCAAAAUUUUACCUCACAAGUAGUAAAUUCAUUAAAACUGGUAAAAUUCAUGGCCCUGAUAGUGUGGUCACUACAAUAGUGCUCCUUUGUUUAUCCACCAGCCCUGGCAGCACCUGGAAGAUAGUACCAAACGCUGAGGUGCUGCUGGUUGUCUGUAGACAUCUAUGCCAGUUUUUUAAUGAAGUAUAGUAAGAAAUUAAUAACAACAGUAAUAAGAUAAGACAAUUGUAGCAAAAUGCUGACAAGUCUGCCAUACAAGUCAUUUAUACAGAGUGACUACACUGGACAGGAGGAUGAUUCGUGUCCCAGAGAGGACAGUGAGAGACUUCAUUAUGCUGCUGAACACUGUAAUUCCAAAAAGAAAGAGUAUUGCUGUAAUUUUCCAUUCAUGUUUUCAGACCAAAGUUGAUCAGUGGUAACUUAGCUUGCGUAACAAAACCAAAGACAUGGCGAAACUACUGUAUUGACUAAACUUGGGUGCUUGCUUAAGAGACUUUUCUUUUGAUAAUAGUCACCUAUCAACUGUGACCUAAUUUCAGUCACCCUCCACAUGGUCAAGGAAAGAGAUGUGUAAACGAUGGGGUUAUUUCACUCUCUCCAACUGUCUCACAUGUCCAGACAUGAGAACCUGAGAUUGAGCCAAGCCAGUCUUCCAAGAGCAGUAGACCACUCAGUGUUGGGGGAGGGGUACGGUGAUGCCAGCCAAUCAGAAGCACAGCCAGUGCGCGUGAAACAAUGAACUUCUGAUGAGGGUGUGGCCUGGAAAACGGCUUUUUGACAAAACUGUCAUUUGAUGGGUCAGGUAUGGACAGACAUGGCACUUCUGCUGUCUUCAGAAUAAUAACACCAGACCCCUUUCCUGUUCUCUGCAUUCCUGAAAGAUCUAGUCCCUAAUCUAGGCUCGAGCUUCUCCACAGUCUUGGAGAACAGAGACCUACUUGGGGAGACAGUUUCCUGGUGCUGAAAAAUCCUGACCAUUGUCCUUGAACAUGAGUGCGCGAAGGCAGGAAUUACAAGACAGGGCAAUCGUCAAGAUAGCUGCUCACUUACCAGACCUCAUCGUCUACGGAGAUUUCUCUCCGGAACGGCCGUCAGUAAAAUGUUUUGAUGGAGUUCUGAUGUUUGUUGAUAUUUCAGGUUUUACUGCAAUGACUGAGAAGUUCAGCACGGCCAUGUACAUGGACCGAGGAGCCGAACAGCUCGUGGAGAUCCUCAACUACUACAUAAGUGCCAUAGUGGAGAAAGUGCUGAUUUUUGGAGGAGACAUCCUAAAAUUUGCAGGUGAUGCCUUGCUGGCCCUGUGGAAAGUGGAACGAAAGCAACUGAAGAACAUCAUCACGGUGGUGAUUAAGUGCAGCCUGGAGAUCCAUGGCUUGUUUGAAGCCAAGGAGGCUGAAGAAGGCCUGGACAUUCGAGUUAAGAUAGGGCUGGCUGCUGGCCACAUCACCAUGUUGGUCUUUGGGGAUGAAACACGGAACUACUUCCUGGUGAUUGGCCAGGCGGUGGAUGAUGUCCGCCUUGCUCAGAACAUGGCUCAGAUGAACGACGUUAUUUUGUCACCAAACUGCUGGCAGCUCUGUGAUCGGAGCAUGAUUGAAAUUGAGAGGAUUCCAGAUCAGAGAGCAGUUAAGGUUAGCUUCUUAAAACCACCCCCAACCUUUAAUUUUGACGAGUUUUUCACAAAAUGUAUGGGCUUCAUGGAUUAUUAUCCUUCUGGUGACCACAAAAACUUCCUAAGGCUUGCCUGCAUGCUGGAGUCUGAUCCUGAACUCGAGCUGUCUCUACAAAAGUACGUGAUGGAAAUCAUUUUGAAGCAGAUCGAUGACAAGCAGCUGCGGGGCUAUUUAUCUGAGCUUCGCCCUGUGACAAUUGUGUUUGUGAACUUGAUGUUUAAAGAGCAAGACAAAGUAGAAGUCAUAGGCUCAGCCAUCCAAGCUGCCUGUGUACACAUCACUUCUGUCUUGAAGGUCUUCCGAGGCCAGAUCAAUAAGGUCUUCAUGUUUGAUAAGGGCUGCUCCUUCCUCUGUGUCUUCGGCUUCCCUGGGGAAAAGGCUCCCGAUGAGAUCACUCAUGCGCUGGAAAGUGCCGUGGAUAUAUUUGACUUCUGCUCCCAGGUCCACAAAAUCCGUACUGUCUCCAUCGGUGUUGCCAGUGGGAUUGUCUUCUGUGGGAUCGUUGGACACACUGUGAGACAUGAGUACACAGUCAUCGGUCAGAAGGUCAACAUUGCUGCCAGGAUGAUGAUGUACUACCCGGGCAUCGUGAGCUGCGACUCUGUCACCUACGAUGGCAGCAACCUACCAGCCUACUUUUUUAAGGAGCUUCCGAAGAAAGUUAUGAAAGGAGUUGCAGAUCCUGGACCCGUGUAUCAGUGUUUGGGCCUCAAUGAGAAAGUCAUGUUUGGUAUGGCAUAUCUCAUCUGCAACAGAUAUGAGGGCUACCCUUUGCUGGGACGUGUUAGGGAGAUCGACUAUUUCAUGUCUACUAUGAAGGACUUUUUGAUGACGAACUGCAGCCGAGUUCUAAUGUAUGAAGGAUUACCAGGAUAUGGAAAAAGCCAGGUACUCAUGGAAAUCGAAUAUCUGGCCUCUCAGCAUGAGAACCACAGGGCUGUUGCUAUUGCACUGACUAAGAUCAGCUUCCAUCAAAAUUUUUAUACUAUCCAGAUACUCAUGGCUAAUGUACUAGGUCUGGACACUUGUAAACAUUACAAAGAACGACAGACCAAUCUUCAAAAUAGAGUCAAGACGCUGUUGGAUGAGAAGUUCCACUGUCUUCUUAAUGACAUCUUCCAUGUUCAGUUCCCUGUUUCCCGGGAGAUGUCCAGGAUGAGCAAGAUAAGAAAGCAGAAGCAACUGGAAGCCCUGUUUAUGAAGAUCUUGGCGCAAACAGUGAGAGAAGAAAGGAUUAUUUUCAUCAUCGAUGAGGCCCAGUUUGUGGAUGGAACCUCCUGGGCCUUCAUAGAGAAGCUCAUCCGCUCUAUGCCCAUCUUCAUCGUUAUGUCCCUGGCUCCUUUCUCUGAAGUUCCCUGUGCAGCUGCCAAUGCCAUAAUGAAGAACCGGAACACCACCUACAUCACGCUUGGUACCAUGCAGCCUCAGGAAAUCCGGGACAAGGUCUGUGUUGACCUUAGUGUAAGCAGCAUCCCCAGAGAGCUCGACUCGUACCUGGUAGAGGGAAGCUGCGGGAUUCCGUAUUACUGUGAAGAAUUGCUGAAAAACCUCGACCACCACAGAGUUCUCCUUUUUCAACAAGCAGAGACUGAGCAAAAGACAAACGUGACCUGGAAUAACAUGUUCAAGCACUCUGUUAGGCCAACAGAUGACAUGCAACUUUUCACUUCCAUAUCUGAGGGGCAGAAAGAAGUCUGUUACCUUGUGAGUGGUGUCAGGCUGAAUAAUUUGUCACCUCCAGCAUCGCUAAAAGAGAUAUCUCUGGUCCAGCUGGACAGCAUGAGCCUUUCCCAUCAGAUGCUGGUGAGAUGCGCUGCCAUCAUUGGCCUAACCUUCACCACGGAGCUGCUGUUUGAGAUUCUCCCCUGCUGGAACAUGAAGAUGAUGAUCAAGGCCCUGGCCACCCUAGUGGAAUCAAAUGUUUUCAAUUGCUUCCGGAGUAGCAAAGAUCUUCAACUAGCCUUAAAACAAAAUGUGCCAACAUUUGAGGUUCAUUAUCGCUCUUUGGCCCUGAAGCUCAAGGAAGGGUUAACUUACGGCGAAGAGGAGGAGCUCCGUGAGAUGGAAGGAGAGGUGGUUGAGUGCCGGAUCCUUCGGUUCUGCAGACCCAUAAUGCAGAAGACAGCCUACGAACUGUGGCUCAAGGACCAGAAGAAAGUCUUGCAUCUGAAAUGUGCCCGCUUUUUGGAAGAAAGUGCCCAUCGGUGCAACCACUGCAGAAACGUAGACUUCAUUCCCUACCACCAUUUCAUAGUGGACAUUCGACUCAACACUUUGGAUAUGGACACUGUCAAGAGGAUGGUGACAUCCCAAGGAUUUAAAAUUGACGAAGAGGAAGCCAUCUUUUCUAAGUCAGAGCUCCCUAGGAAAUACAAGUUCCCCGAGAAUCUCAGCAUCACAGAAAUAAGGGAAAAAAUCUUGCAUUUCUUUGACAAUGUCAUCCUAAAGAUGAAAUCGUCUCCAAAUGACAUCAUCCCUCUGGAAUCCUGCCAGUGUAAGGAACUGCUCCAGAUUGUCAUCCUGCCUCUGGCCCAACAUUUCGUAGCCUUAGAAGAAAACAACAAAGCCUUGUACUACUUCCUAGAACUGGCAUCUGCCUACCUCAUCCUGGGAGACAACUAUAAUGCGUACAUGUAUUUGGGCGAGGGAGAAAGGCUGCUGAAAUCUCUGACGAAUGAAGAUUCUUGGAGUCAGACCUUUGAAUAUGCUACCUUUUAUAGUCUCAAGGCUGAGGUCUGUUUUAACAUGGGGCAGAUGGUCCUCGCCAAGAAGAUGCUGAGGAAGGCGCUGAAGCUGCUCAACAGAAUGUUUCCCUGCAAUCUGCUCACCCUGACUUUCCAAAUGCAUGUGGAGAAAAACAGACUCUCCCACUUCAUGAACCAGCAUACCCAGGAGGGCUCGGUGCCAGGGAAGAAACUGGCACAACUUUACCUGCAAGCUUCCUGCUUCUCCUUGCUGUGGAGGAUCUACAGCUUGAACUUCUUUUUCCACUACAAGUAUUACGGUCAUCUGGCCGCGAUGAUGGAAAUGAACACUUCCCUGGAAACUCAAAAUGACUUCCAGAUCAUCAAGGCUUACCUGGACUUUUCCCUGUACCACCACCUCGCUGGCUACCAGGGCGUGUGGUUCAAAUAUGAAAUACUGGUCAUGGAGCAGCUCCUGAACCUCCCCCUGAAAGGCGAGGCCAUUGAGAUCAUGGCGUAUACAGCCGACACACUGGGCCACAUCAAGUUCUUAAUGGGUCAUCUGGACUUGGCCAUUGAGUUAGGCUCUCGAGCCCACAGGAUGUGGUCACUUCUUCGGAAUCCCAACAAAUACCAGAUGGUUCUCUGCAGACUGAGUAAACCUCUUUUCUUGAAAAGCAGAUAUAAACAUUUGGUCCAGGUGCUGGGAUGGUUGUGGGACCUUUCUGUAACAGAAGAGGACAUCUUCAGCAAGGCAUUUUUCUAUUUCGUCUGCUUGGACAUCAUGCUUUAUUCUGGCUUCAUUUACAGAACAUUUGAAGAAUGCUUGGAAUUCAUACACCACAAUGAAGACAACAGAAUCCUCAAGUUCCAGAGCGGACUCCUCCUGGGACUUUACUCCUGCAUCGCUGUCUGGUAUGCCAGACUUCAAGAGUGGGACAACUUUAACAAAUUUUCCGACAGAGCUAAGCAUCUCGUGACACGAAGAACCCCGACAGUUCUUUACUACGAAGGGAUCUCUAGGUACAUGGAAGGGCAAGUCCUCCACUUGCAGAAGCAAAUAGAAGAACAGGCCGAGAACGCUCAGGACAGUGGGGUGGAGAUACUCAAGGCCUUGGAGACCCUUGUGGCUCAAAAUACCACCGGCCCCGUCUUCUACCCGAGGCUCUACCAUCUGAUGGCCUAUGUCUGCAUACUAAUGGGAGACGGGCACAGCUGUGACUUCUUCCUGAACACAGCCUUGGAGCUUUCUGAGACACAUGGGAAUUUGCUGGAGAAAUGUUGGCUAAGCAUGAGCAAGGAAUGGUGGUACUCAGCCUCCGAGUUAACAGGAGAUCAAUGGCUUCAGACAGUCUUGAGUCUUCCAUCAUGGGAUAAAAUUGUAUCAGGCAAGGGAGGUCAGAGGAAACGUUCGUGGAGUUGGUUCUGUCCCCCCAACUUUUCAAUGGUUUCCUGGAGUCAACCUCAGUGUGCAUGACGGCUUGGAGCUGCACAGGAUUGCAAAUGUCAAGCCUCUGUCGAGGUCUGAAGCAGCAAGAUUAGAAAGAAUAAAGUUGUCUGUGCCAGCUUCCGGAGCCAUGGUGGUGCCCCACAGGCACCUCACAUCUGUACAAAUAAAAGCUUUAAGUAGAAA